Molecule: messenger RNA, 954 nt
Organism: Didymodactylos carnosus
Lineage: Eukaryota; Metazoa; Rotifera; Eurotatoria; Philodinida; Philodinidae
Source: the annotation of a GenBank genome assembly
AUGCCAGAAAGAUUCAAAGCAAAGCAGAUCGUUUUACCACAGCCAAUUUAUGUUGAAACUGAAGAUCAGUUCGAACAAAUGUUAAAAAUUAUUGGAAUUGAUUGUGAACGACGUGAUACUUAUUUUGAACCGAGGACGGCUCUUAUUCAAAUAUCAAGCAAAGAUCGCGAUUAUCUUAUAUUUAAUAACAACAUUGAUCCGACUCUCGUAUCAAAAUUAAAUCGAGUUACUCUAAACGAAAAUAUUAUAAAAGUUAUUCAAGAUGUCCGGCAGGAUUCCAUAUAUCUGCAAAAAGACUUUCAAAUUGAGUUCAAAAAUGUUUUCGACACAGAACUGGCAGCCGGUAUCAUUAAUUUAGACAAAACCAAUUAUUCGUUUUUAUUACAACAUUACUUGUCAAUCAAUGUAUAUGUGGCAAGAAAAUUUAAGAACAAUUUUCAGCAUGUCAUCAACGAAGAAAAUAAGCGAAGAAGUUCGAAGAAAGAACGUUUAUUACAGGACUUAAACGAUGAACAAUUAGCAAAAUUACAAGAAAUUAUUCACUUACGAUUUGAUGAAGGAAGAAGAUGUGAUGUUAUCGAGUGCAAAUUGUUACCAAAUAAAUUAUUGUUAAAAUUAAUUGAAUUAUCGUACGCAACGUCCAGUGAAAUUAGAAAUUUGUUACAACAAAAUAGUUAUUGUAAAUUAGAUGAUGAUUUUAUUGAUGAUAUAACAUCUGUUUUGUGUCCAAACUCAACAACAUAUAUUAAUGGAUUUUCAGAAGAAUUGCUCUUGCAAAAAAGAAAACGAGACACAAGUCGUGAAUCACACACAGAAUCAACAACCGAAAUACAACUAAAACGUGAGAAACGUCAGGAAAGAGGCAAGAAAAAAUUAGAUUUUAAUUUAUUUAUUUGUGGUUUACCAUGGAGGUGUCCAGUGGGGCGAAUUGUUAAAUUAUUCAAGAAUACAUAG